AUGAAGCAAAGAUUCUCGUCUUUGGAUGUCAAGAUAAUUGCACAUGAGCUCCAGGAACGCCUGGUGUCUCUUCGACUCUCCAAUGUGUACGACCUGUCGUCCAAGAUUCUCCUCCUCAAGUUCGCCAAACCAGACAACAAAAAGCAGCUUGUAAUCGAUACUGGAUUUCGUUGCCACCUGACAAAGUUCGCCCGUACAACCGCCGCAGCCCCAUCCGUUUUUGUUGCGCGCCUUCGAAAGUUUCUCAAGACCAGACGGUUGACGUCAGUUAGACAAGUGGGCACCGACCGAGUCCUCGAGUUUGAGUUCAGCGAUGGCCAAUACCGACUAUUCCUGGAGUUCUUUGCCAGUGGUAACAUCAUCCUUACGGAUGCCGAUUUGAACAUCCUUGCCCUUGCGCGAACCGUUUCGGAAGGUGAGGGACAGGAACCUCAGCGAGUUGGGUUGCAAUACUCCCUAGAGAACCGACAGAACUAUGGCGGAAUACCUCCGUUGACGAAAGAAAGAGUGCAAAAUGCUCUCAAGACUGCCGUGGAAAAGGCAGCCGCCGCUAUACCGUCAUCGAAGAAGCAUAAGGUCAAGCCUGGUGGUGAUUUGAGGAAGAGCCUGGCCGUGUCAAUCACAGAGUUACCUCCAGUACUCGUGGAUCAUUGGUUGCACUCAAACAACUUCGACACCACGGUCAAGCCAGACGAGAUCCUGACAAACGAAGCUCUGUUAGACGACCUUGUUACGUAUCUUCAGGAAGCCCGACAAAUAGUUCAAGACCUUACCAGCUCGGAAAUCUGCACGGGCUACAUAUUUGCGAAGCGAAAGGAAAAACACGAGAGUACCGAAGCCAACGAGGACGAAACAAAGACUAAGCGCGACCUCCUUCUAUAUGAAGACUUCCAUCCUUUUGUCCCAUAUAAGCUCAAAAAUGACCCCACAGUCGAGGUUCUUGAGUUCAAGGGCUACAAUGAGACAGUCGACGAGUUCUUUUCGUCCCUGGAAGGCCAAAGGCUGGAGUCUCGCCUCAGCGAACGAGAAGCAGUGGCAAAACGUAAACUGGAGGCUGCGAAAAACGAACAGAAUAGGCGAAUCGAAGGGCUUCAAGAAGCCCAAACACUCAACUUCCGCAAAGCUGCCGCCAUUGAAGCCAACGCCGAACGAGUCCAGGAAGCCAUGGAUGCUGUCAACGGACUACUGAACCAGGGAAUGGAUUGGGUAGAUAUUGGGAAACUGGUCGAACGUGAAAAGAAACGACACAACCCUGUUGCUGAAAUUAUCAAGCUGCCUUUGAAUCUUGCCGAGAACCUCAUCACACUUGAGCUGGCCGAGGAAGAGUUUGAGCCGGAGGAAGACGACCCAUACGAGACCGACGAUGACGAUAGCGCAAUUGGUGACGAUGAAGGUUCAUCCGUGGCAAAGGGAAAACAGAUUAGCAAGGCGUUAAAUGUGGAAAUCAACCUUGGCCUCAGCCCCUGGAGCAAUGCUCGAGAGUAUUUCGACCAGCGAAAGUCGGCAGCUUCGAAGGAGGAGAAGACCCAGCAACAAGCCUCGAGAGCAUUGAAGAAUGCAGAGCAAAAGAUUAACGAGGAUCUCAAGAAGGGACUGAAACAAGAGAAGGCUCUGCUUCAACCUAUCCGCAAGCAGAUGUGGUUUGAGAAGUUCAUUUGGUUCAUCUCAUCUGACGGUUAUCUUGUUAUCGGAGGUAAAGAUGCCCAGCAGAAUGAGAUUGUCUACAAGAAAUAUCUCCGGAAAGGUGAUAUUUACUGCCAUGCCGACCUGCAUGGAGCAUCCAGCGUCAUCAUCAAGAACAAUCCUCAAACUCCAGAUGCACCUAUUCCCCCAGCGACAUUGUCCCAGGCAGGGUCGCUCGCUGUGUGCUCCUCCAGUGCCUGGGAUUCAAAAGCUGGCAUGUCUGCAUGGUGGGUUAGCGCUGAUCAAGUUUCCAAAUCUGCACCUACUGGAGAGUUUCUGCCAGCAGGAAGUUUCAUGAUCCGAGGAAAGAAGAAUUUCUUGCCUCCAGCUCAACUUCUUCUGGGACUGGGUAUCGCUUUUAAAAUCAGCGAAGAGAGCAAAGCCAGGCAUGUCAAGCAUCGUCUGCAUGGCGUUGACUCUGCCAUUGGCGACGAAGCUUCUGGAACAGCCACACCCCAGUCAACUGAAAAGACAGGCGAUGGUGGUGAGGUUGAAGCAGAUGAGUCCGAUGUUCCCUCCGAGACCGACUCUGAGGAUGAACAGCCGGACGAGGAAUCUCGCGACAACCCCCUCCAGGCGUUUGGCCGUGAAUCCCAUAACAAUGAGGUCGAAGAGGCUGAAGAAGGGGUUUCUGAGCUCAAGAUCUCAGAUGAUACCGCCGAUGAGACUCAUGGCCAAGACGAAGGUGAAGCUGAUGAAAAGGAAGUUGACGAGGACGAAGAGGAUGAAUCUGCCGAGUCACACAAUGAUACCUCUAGUAAGCCCGUGGAAGCAAAGCCGAAAAACGACACCCCGAACUCGAAGAAGAAAGCACCACCCAAGCGAGGUCAGAAGGGCAAAGCAAAGAAGAUUGCUGCCAAGUACAAGCAUCAAGACGAAGAUGACCGAGCUGCGGCCGAAGCCUUGAUUGGAGCAACAAUCGGACAAAAGAAAGCCGAAGCUGAGGUGAAGGCCAAAGAAGAUCGUCAAGCCGAACUUGCUGCAGCUAAAGAGCGUCGUCGCGCACAGCACCAGCGACAGCAAAAGGAGACGGCCGAACAUGAGGAGAUUCGGCGUGUCAUGAUGGAGGAAGGUGUCGAAAUGCUCGAUGAGGAUGAGGCCAGUCAGAUGACAGUACUCGAUGCCCUUGUUGGCAUGCCUCUUCCCGGCGAUGAGAUCCUUGAGAUCGUGCCCGUUUGUGCCCCUUGGAAUGCACUUGGGCGCUACAAAUACAAGGCUAAGCUGCAGCCCGGUGCAACAAAGAAGGGCAAGGCCGUCAAAGAGGUUCUUGAUCGCUGGAAGGCAGCUCCUAAUAAGAAGGGUGUUGUGGACGAGAGCGCUCGUGACUCGGAACGGAUGUGGCCGCGUGAAGUUGAGCUGAUCAAGGCACUCAAGCCUGAGGAGACUUUCAACGUUGUGCCAGUGAGCAAGGUGAGGGUUCUAAUGGCGGGUGGAAAUAGUGGCGGCGGCGGAGGCGGAGGCGGCGGCAAGAAGGGUGCAAAGGGGAAGGGCGGGAGAGGCAGAGGGUCAAAGAAAUAA
Fusarium sp. VM40 is the source of this 3201-nucleotide messenger RNA. The record is from the annotation of a GenBank genome assembly. Lineage: Eukaryota; Fungi; Ascomycota; Sordariomycetes; Hypocreales; Nectriaceae.